UUUACAGCAGUUACUUCUUAUCACAACACAUCAUUAGACUCGUACUAUUUUGGAUUUUCUUUCUUUUGUCAUCGAACCCGUUCAUACUCUCACAGCAUACACGAACGAAUUAUUGUGAUGGAGAUGGACAACUAAGGAUUGUUUAGUUACACUCUGGAGACGUUUAUCAAUUUUUUUUCCAAGAUGAAUUUUGGCGAAAACGUCAAGAAUAACUUAUGGGCUAAAUACUUGGGAAUAAAUUCUGAAAAUAUAGAUAAUUUUUUGGCCCUUCCUGCAGAAAUUGAUCCAGAAGAAAAGAAAGACACAAAAUUGCCUGUAGUUGAUAUAGAACUCUAUGGAUCCUGUCCAAGAUAUGCGGAAAUACACCUUGUUAGAUGUAAAACAUGUCAUGCCAUUUUACUUCCACCUGCUUUGUUAAAACAUAUUGAGAAAAGACAUGGAACCAAAGAAGAAAUUACUUCUAAACCAUCAAGCAGUUGUUCUAAUGCUUCCUCUUCUCGUACUUGCUAUGUUACUACUACCCCUUCCAGGAAUAAAGAAACCACUUGGAAAAUGAGCAAAGACACUUCUUGUGGUGCUGUUCUGCCAUCCUCUGUGAAUGUAAAUACAUCAGCAAACAUAGUAAGAGUAAAAUCUCAAAAACCAAAUUUAAAGGUGGAGACUGCACCAUACCAUAAACAUUCAAAGUCACGUUUAUUGACUUUAAAGAAAAAUAACAUUGAACCAGAGCUUUCUGUAAUGAAACUUCCAGCCGUGACUUCUAAUAUUCCGUCUGCAUCUAUUUUGCAACAUACAUCAAACAGUUCUCUGUGGAAUGAUUUUUCUCCAUCUGUUGAAAAUAAAUUUGGUAAAGAUUCUGUUCAAUCUCCUCAAUCUAAUUCAACAUCAUCUAUAACACCAGAUUCACCAGAUUCUCCAUUGGCAGGAAAAGAGGCGCCCUUGAUACAAAAACUGGUUUUAAGACGAGUUUUACAGACGAAUGAGGAUCCUGCAGUAAGAAGACAAUCUGCAGAAGGCACGAAAGGCAUGGCUCGGAAUAAAAAGGAUGCAACCAAACAGCCGUAUUUUAUGGUGGUUAAAAAUAAAGAACAUUGCCAAAAUCUAAUGGCCACCCAACAAAAUAUGCGAAUGCAACCUAGUGUGGGGCAUCAGGAAACGAAUAAGGUCGAACAGAAAACGAGACAUUUGGAAAAUAUAAGAGAUAAAUUGAUAACAAAGCUUCUUCGGGAAUUACAAUAUGUGAAACAAAAGCUAAAUGAAUCAAAUUCUACAAACACAGAACUUCGAAAGGAAAUUCUGGUUUGCAAAGAACAGGCCGAAAUAGGCAAUUCAAAAGAAGAGGAAAAUAAAAGACUGAAACAAGAGGUGGAAGAAUUAAAGAUGACAGCAGAAGAGAAUAAAAUGCUUGCUGAACAAAAUAAAAGAUAUAUGGAAGAAAUACAAAGACUGAAAGCACAAGUUGAAUUUUUUACCAACAGUUUGUUAGAGCAUGCCCAAAUGUAUUCAAACUACGCAAAUCGUAGUUAUAAUUCUGAAAAGCUUGUACAACAGUUGCAAAUUGUUGAGGAACAAAAACUCCAAUAUCAGAGACGAUUGGAAGAAAUGGAAAACGAAUUAAGGGAAUUCAAAAAUUCUGCACAGAUUGAAAAGGAAACUGUGGAUAAUAAACUUCAAAAAUUUGCUUUACUUUUUGCUGAAAUGCAGGAAAAAUUCAGAUUAAUUAAGGCACAAAAUAAGAAUUUGCAUGUGCACAAUAAGCUAUUGGAGAAUCAUCUUCCCCAAGAGGCUCUUUAUGAAGUGGAAAGUCAGUAUGCAGCAUAUUCUAGGCAGACAGAAUUAUAUGAAUUAUAUCCUGAGAUGAUAACAAAUCCAACAGAUAUUGAAGAACCUUCAGUUCCAAUUACUGAAAAAUUGAUUUCGGAUAUUCAAAAUAACUAUCUAAAUUAUCAACAACAGGAAGAAGAUGAUAGCGAUGAAAUAUUUCAACAAACAAUGAAUGAAGACAUUUCUUGAGCAAAAAUGACCAUUCCCAUGUGGAUUUUGUUGAAGAGAUAUAAAAGGCAAUAAGAUUUGCAUUAAAAAUAUUGGCUUCUUUUAUAUGUUGACAAAUGUUUGGUUAAAAAAAAUUCUGAAAUUAAUGUUUUAUUUACAAAAUUAGAUCUCUUUAUGAGAUGCAAAACACUCCUCUUAUUUAUCAGGUGUAGAAUUUCUUUAUUGCUCUAUUUAUUAGUGAUAUUUGCUGUUGUGAUAUUGUUUGUGAAUUGUGUGAUUUUCUUUGUUACAUAAUUUAUAUUAAUCAUGACUAUACAUAUUUAACCAACGUGAUGAAAACACUCCAAUGUUCAAAUGGUUUAAUUAAACUGCAUUUGGGUUAAUUCAUAUAACUAUGUGUAAGGUCCUACUUAUUGACAGUGGGAAAAAUGUCUUAAUAUCUUCUUUUCUAUGUGUUAAAACCUAAGAGGAAUGAGAGUUGAUUGCUCUAAAUAGUUUGUGUUGUGGUUUUUAACUGAGAAUUCUGUGCAUCUGGGUUUGUGCACACAUAUUGCAAUUUCUCAAGGAGAUUAGUUGCAAGAAAGCACUUUUUAAAUGUGCUUCAAAAAGAACAGUUUGUUGUCCUUUGAUGAUCUUUCUUACUUGGAAGUUCCUUGAAAGAUAAGCAAAAUGGCAGCUGUUCAUUUAUAUUUGUGUCGACGAUUAAUCUCAUUAUUUGGAUAUCCUUUUCAGGAACCAUGUAGAUUAUUUAGAUUGCAAAUUUACUUUGUAGGGAUAGUUGUAUAUUUUAAUUUUUUCUUUCUUUGGUACAUAAGAUUCACAUUUUGUGUGUGAAAAUUUUAAGUAAUCAUUUAGCCACUUUAUGUUGAUAAUAUAUAUAUAUUCGUAGAUAGAUGCAAUGUGGUGUUUUUAUUUUUAAAUUUUUCUGAUUGAGGCUAUUUUUAUAUGUUUUUUUUUUUUUUUUUUUUUUUUUUUGUAUGCUUAAUAAAAUAAUAAUAAUGUGGUGUUAGCAAUUGAAAUGGUAAGAUUCAGUGAUCCAGUUAUGUAUAACACUGGCUCGUGCUGACUGAAAGCAAAAUCAUUAUUUUAUUCGUAUAUGCAUUAAUGUGACUUCUUAUAAUCCUGCUUUAUAUAUGUGAUGUUAUAUAAAUAUAUAUAUAUGUGUGUGUGUAUUGUGAAGGCUAUAUAUUACAUGUAUGUGUAUGUACACAUAUAUAUGCACCCUUUUAUAUAGUUUUCAUGUUUUCUUCCUGCUUGUAAACUCACCAAUGAAUAAUUUGAAUGCUUAAUUGGAUUUUUUAAUACAAGUAGCCUCUAGUACUUUUUCUCUUACAAAAAUUAAAAAGUUACUGCUAGGGUUUUUUUUUUUUUUUU
This is a messenger RNA of Argiope bruennichi, 3366 nucleotides long. Its product is annotated as kinesin-II 95 kDa subunit-like. The transcript has 13 exons. Lineage: Eukaryota; Metazoa; Arthropoda; Arachnida; Araneae; Araneidae. The record is from RefSeq and is a predicted model, not a curated record. Bases 184 to 2013 code for a protein of 609 amino acids.